GUUUAGUAAAUUGAUUUACCUCUCAACAUAUCGAUUCUAUCGUUAGUGGUAUUCCCAGCUGUUUUGUUUAUAAGCUUUUUAGGAAAAUAGGCGGAGGAAACCGAAAUCCUCCGACUUGGCCAGGAUGCACCAGGCCUACAGUGUUCACUCGAUUCUGAAACAGGGCGUGCAGAUAGAGUCAAUAGCAGCAUAUGGCAACCAUGUCAUCUUGGGCACCCGCAGCGGACAGCUGAUUAUGUACUCUGUGGACGAGGAGACUGGCGUGGACAUGCGGAUGUUCAACAAGAACUUCAGCCGGAAACCGAUCACCCAGAUGGAGGUGAUUGCCUCGGAGAAUCUGCUCUUCGUGCUCACAGACUACCAGGUGCAGGUGUGUGACAUUCGGCGGAUUGAGAGCAACUUCGCCUUUAUGCACAGUGCGCCCGAUACGAAGGGAUGCACCCUGUUCACCAUGGACGUGGACACACCCAAGUCCACCACCGGACGUGUGGCCACCGUAAUUCGUGUGUGCUGCGCCAUCCGGCGGCGCCUUGUGUUCUUCUUUUGGAAGGAAGACAAGCUGAAUUCCCUGGAACUGAGCAUCGAUCUCAGCGAUAUACCCAGGACACUCUGCUGGGUGGGCCAUGCUGUUUGCGUGGGCUUUAAAGACGAAUAUGUGGUCUACGAUAUAUCAGGAAAAUCACCAAAGAAGCACGACCUAUUCCUUACCUCCUCCAGUAUCAGCAGAGAUCCCUGCAUCUGCCUUAUCCGCAACAACAUGUUGGGCAUCUCCAAGGACAGCUACCUCGUGGUGGUAGAUCCCAGCCAGUACAAAGAGACAGAUGGCAGCAAUAACUCCACAGAUGUAAGACCGGGUGCAAUGGAAAGCAAUAGUUCCCUAACUCCUCUGCUCUGGUCAAGUCCGCUUUUAGAUUUGGUCUGGGAUGAGCCAUUCGCUGUGGGUCGUGUCAACAACGCCAUUGAGGUGCGCAGCCUGGUGGGCAAGGACACCCUUGUCCAGACCAUUCCCGAACUUCAGAAGACGAAAUUCCUCGUCCACGCAGACAAGGGAACCAUCUUUGCCGCCGCCACCUCCGAGCUCUGGUGCAUCCGAAUGGUGGAAAUCCCUAUCCAGCGACAGCAAUUGCUACAGCAAAAAAAAUUCCAACUGGCCAUUGAGCUGACGCAAAUCUCCGAUGAACCGGCCGCGGACCGAGCCCAAACCAUUCGCCAGAUACACAUGCUCUAUGCAAAAGAGCUCUUCACCAACAAGGAGUUUUCGGCGGCCAUGAAAGAGUUUGAAAAGGCGGCUAUAGAUCCCUACGAUGUGAUAAGACUGUUCCCAAACUUGGUGCCUGAGCCAAAGCCCGGCACCGAGGACAUCACCGUGCCUACGUCCAGUACUCCUGCGCUAGAGGAUGGCGACCUGGAAAACGCCUAUUUGGCACUGAUCGAGUAUCUGGCUUGGGCCCGGCAGCGGGAAGUGGUCAAGCUGCGCGACACCAAAAGUAGUUCAAAAUCCCUGCUGGAGAUCAUCGAUACCACGUUACUGAAGUGCUAUCUGCAGACAAACGACUCACUAGUGGCACCGCUGCUACGUCUGAACCAGUGUCACUUAGAGGAGUCGGAAAAGACGUUGAAGAAGCACAACAAAAUCUCCGAGCUGAUCAUCCUGUACCAGAUGAAGGGCAAGCACAAGGAUGCUCUUAAACUGCUUCGAGAGCAGGCGAGCAUCGAAGGAUCUGUGCUGCAGGGGCGCAAGCGUACAAUACGCUAUCUUCAGGAGUUGGGUGUGGAUCAUCUGCCGCUGAUCUUUGAGUUCGCUGACUGGGUCUUAAACGAAAAUCCCGAAGACGGCCUGACCAUUUUCACAGACGAACUUAUUGAAGUGGAGUCCCUGCCGCGUGCCAAAGUUCUUGACUUUUUGAUUAGCAAGCACAAAGCACUUGUCAUUCCCUAUUUAGAGCACGUAAUCACUGAAUGGAAGGACAGCAACACCCUGCUCCACAACGUGCUCCUCAAACAGUAUCGCGAAAAGGUGCAACGGCUUCUUGCUCAGCAGGAGAAAGGAGAGGAAGUUCCCGAACUCAUUCCAAUGCGAGCCAAGCUGUACAAGAUGUUGGAGGAGUCCAACAGCUAUUCGCCGGAUCGCGUGCUAGAGGAAUUUCCCACCAACAUGCUGUUGGAGGAGCGCGCCCUGAUUCUGGGCAGGCUCAAAAAGCACGACAACGUCCUGUCCAUCUACAUCCAUGUUCUCGGAGAUGUUGUCAAGGGAACGGCCUAUGCGGAAGCCCAUUACAAAGAUGACGAGCAUAUAUUUCACACACUCAUUAAGUGCAUACUAAUACCACCAACUCAACCGCCCUAUGACAGCGUUCCCUUGCAUCCCGAUUUCUCGCAAGUGAAUCUAGAGGUCGCCCUGGAAAUCCUCAACACCCACGCAACCAAAAUCGAUCCAUUUGAGAUCUUCGAGCACCUUCCCGAUGAUCUGCCGAUGCCCCAGCUGGAGAAGUAUUUGGAGAAAUCAAUACGUAAAAAGAUGGCCGACAAGCACGAGAUGCAGAUGAUGUGCGGCCUCUUGGAGGCGGAGGCCACACGCCUGGAGAAUGCGUUGGAGGCGCAGCGAGACAUUAGCUUCGAGUUAAACGAGUCUAGUGUGUGCUCCGAGUGCAAGAAACGCUUUCAAACCCAGUCCGCCUUUGUGCGCUAUCCAAACGGACAGAUCGUGCACCUAUCCUGCCACGAUCGCAUCGCCAGGGCGGCUGCGCAGCAAUAAAUAAAAUACUCCAAUGUGAUAACUGAUCGAAGUAUAAAGUGCGAAUUGAAUGAAA
Drosophila teissieri is the source of this 2810-nucleotide messenger RNA. It is a transcript of the gene Vps39, whose product is annotated as vam6/Vps39-like protein. The transcript has 7 exons. The record is from RefSeq and is a predicted model, not a curated record. NCBI's taxonomy places the organism in Eukaryota, Metazoa, Arthropoda, Insecta, Diptera, Drosophilidae. Gene Ontology annotation, biological process: autophagy; endosomal vesicle fusion; intracellular protein transport. Gene Ontology annotation, molecular function: protein binding. Gene Ontology annotation, cellular component: membrane; cytoplasm. Bases 125 to 2755 code for a protein of 876 amino acids.